This is a messenger RNA of Acaulospora morrowiae, 1217 nucleotides long. The record is from the annotation of a GenBank genome assembly. NCBI's taxonomy places the organism in Eukaryota, Fungi, Glomeromycota, Glomeromycetes, Diversisporales, Acaulosporaceae.
AACAUUCAGCGAGUUCAACAACAGAGAUUUGUGAUAAAACUGGUUACUGCUAUCCAAAAGUAUUUGUCGCCACCAACGAGUUUAAAGAAGUAUUAGAAGGACAAGAAAUACCCAUAGGGCUUCACAUUAAAAUCGAUUUCGAAACCGGAAAGAAGUAUGCGAAAAUUUUAGAUCACAAUGACCCAAGAUCUUCGGAAGUAGUUCUGAUUGAUGAGGAUGGAUCUGUUCGUCAAGACAGUACUGAGCAUCCCAUUAAAUCAGAAACUGACGAAUCAAACGAGAAUAAUUCUAAAGUUAUUUUUCAUUACAAAGAUUCUGUAAAUGUUAUUAAUAAUACAUUGCCAAAUAUACCAUCGAAACAUAUUUCGCAUUCGGACCAUGUACUUUUCGACAAUUGUAUUUCUCAACUAACGCAAUCAUCACUACCUUUAAAAGAAGUAAUAUCUGCACUGGAUGGCCUAGAAGAUUUGGUUCAUGAGCUUGACUUUGGAAUAAAGUUAGCUAGAGGUUAUGGACUGGUAUCAGUAGUUGCUCUUUUAGAUCACGAUUCAAGUGAAAUAAGGAAGAAGGCAGCUUUGGUCAUAGGCACUGCGAUGCAGAAUAAUCCAAUGGCUCAAAAUGAGGCUCUUAAAAUGAAUCUUAUCCCACAAUUUUUAAAAUAUCUUUCCGAAGAACAGGAUACAAAAGUUCAAUCUCGUCUUUUAUAUGCUUUGUCAAGUGUCGUUCGUGGGAGCAGGCAGGCAAUUCAAGAGGUUAACAAUUAUCAAGGAUUAUCUCGAUUGGCAACUCUAUACCAAAAUUUAGAGAACAAUGAAUUACGUGCGAAAUGCGCGUUGUUUAUCACUGAUUUUAUAGAUCCAAAUAUGGUCAAAGCAGAACAACCCAUUGAAAUAUAUGAACAAGGACAAGAACAACAACAAUUCAGUAGUGAUACUUUAUCGUCCUUGUUUUUGAAUGUAAUGAGUUUUUGGUGUAAACUGUUUCAAACUACUUUAUCCGAUAACCCCGCAAAGUCAACGGAAAUAGAUUUUGAUACGAGGGAAAAGAUACUCAGAGGUAUCUCAAUGAUCAAGAAUCAUUAUCCUUCACAAUGUCCUGCCCAAAGUAAUUUCGAAAAUUGGUUAUCGGAACAAGUAGAAUUGGUGAAGAAUGAAGAUUAUUUGGAAGAUUAUAUUCGUUUAUUGCAUCAAGUUAAAAUUCAAUAUGGGUUGAAUUGA